Messenger RNA from Coffea arabica (coffee), 4476 nucleotides. The record is from RefSeq and is a predicted model, not a curated record. NCBI's taxonomy places the organism in Eukaryota, Viridiplantae, Streptophyta, Magnoliopsida, Gentianales, Rubiaceae.
AUGGAUCGCCAAGUGGUAGGAAGGGGCCGCGGGAGACCCACUAGACAACAUCCGGAAGCGGGUAGAGAUAGAGAGCCCGAGGUCAAUCCAGACCAAAGGCAAGAGGGUGGGGCCGGAGACGGAGUGGCCACCGCUAUUAACCGUAUCACUGACGUCCUAGAGCGCUUGACUGAACACCAAGCUGCUGGACCAGGGCGCCAUCAGGGAGGCCCAGUCGAUUCCGAUGAUCGGGCAUUGGAAAGGUUCCUGAAGUUUGGACCUCCCAAAUUCCAUGGAGGACCUGAGCCGGAAGUGGCCGAAGGCUGGUGGGAGAGGAUCACUGAGAUCUUCGCCGCCCUAAACUAUACGGAGGAGCGAAAGGUGGCUUUUGCCACCUUCCAGUUUGAGGGAGCUGCUCGCUCCUGGUGGAACCUAAUGAGGGUCCAUUGGGAGACUAACCAUACACCACGGACUUGGAUGAACUUCACAAGGGAGUUCAAUGCCAAAUUCCUGCCGCCUCUCAUUCAAGAGAAGAGAGAGGACGAUUUCAUUCGAUGCAAGCAAGGGGCGAUGAGUGUCGCCGAGUAUGAAAUCCAGUUCACAAAGCUAUCCCGCUUUGCACCUGAGUUGAUAGCCACCGAGCAGAGGCGUGUUCGGAGGUUUGUGCAGGGUUUGAAUGUAGAACUACAGGAAAGUUUAGCCGCGGUGAGGAUAGAUACUUUCGCAGAUGCUGUCGAAAGAGCUCAGAGAGUUGAAGUAGCUAGAGCUCAAGUGAAAUCCUUUCAAGCUAAGAAAAGAUUUAACCCCAGCAGUAGUCGAGAGCCGACGUAUGGAAAUACUCCACCGGCUAAAGUGGGCCGGGGAACUGGCGGAAUGACUAGUCCCGGAGCACCGCGAGGUGCACUAGCAAGGGGAACCGGGGCAAGGAAUGCAGGGGGAAGAAACAAUGGAUUUAGAGGGGGACCGAUUGGAAGAGGACAACCUAGAAAUACCUCGCAAGGAGGCCGAGCCAUAAUUCCCCAAAUGACUUGUGCAUACUGUAAGAAACCUGGCCAUACUAUGGAUAGCUGCUGGAAGAAGCAAGGAAAGUGCCUGAAAUGCGGAAGCAGCGAGCACCAAAUUUCUGGGUGCUCAAAAAUGCAGGAAGGGACUACUUCGAAUGCUAGACCAAACACUUCUGGAGGGAGCCGGCCGACAGUUCCUGCCAGAGUGUAUGCUUUAGGAGAUCAACCUGUACCUAAUGCCUCGGAAGUGGUGGAAGGUACACUCCCGAUCUUUCACCGAUUAGCUAAAGUAUUGAUUGACCCUGGGGCAACCCAUUCUUUCGUUAAGCCAUCCUUUAUGUCUGGAUUAGAUGUGCAACCUGUUAGAUUGCCCUUUGACCUUGAAGUUAGGACACCCAUGGGUAAUAAGAAUGUAAUCACUAGCUUGGCUUAUAGGAAUUGUGAAUUCUGGAUUGGAGAGCGUAAAAUGCUAGUGGACCUGAUUAGCCUAGACAUAAAAGGUUACGAUGUUAUAAUAGGAAUGGAUUUUCUAGGUCAUUAUCAUGCUAAACUUGACUGUCGAGCAAAAGUAGUGGAAUUUUGUAUACCUGGUGAAGCAACCCUGAGGUUAGAUGUUAAGGGUAGGUUAGCAUCUUCUGCUAUGAUCUCAGGAAUUAGAGCAAGGAAAAUGUUGUCUAAAGGAGCGCAAGGUUUCUUAGCUUUCUUGAUAAACGCUCCCAGCGAUCAAGUGAAGCUGGAGGAUGUACCUGUGGUACGAGAGUUUUCGGAUGUGUUCCCUGAAGAGCUUAAGACUCUACCGCCGGAAAGGGAGGUGGAAUUUAAGAUUGACUUGGUACCUGGAACGGCUCCGAUUUCUAAGACCCCGUAUCGAAUGGCUCCUGCCGAGCUAAAAGAAUUGAAAAUUCAACUGCAAGAUCUGUUGGAGAAAGGUUUUGUGAAGGAGAGUGACUCACCUUGGGGAGCACCCGUCCUAUUUGUAAAGAAAAAAGAUGGAAGCUUGAGGCUGUGUAUUGAUUACCGAGGGUUAAAUGAGGCUACAAUUAAGAAUAAAUACCCUCUACCGUUGAUUGAUAGCUUGUUCGACCAACUGCAAGGGUCAGUGGUCUUUUCUAAGCUGGAUUUGAGGCAAGGGUAUUAUCAGUUGAAGAUCAGGAAGGAAGAUAUACCCAAGACUGCUUUUAGUACAAGAUAUGGACAUUUUGAGUUUGCAGUCAUGCCUUUUGGAUUGACCAAUGCACCAGCUGCUUUCAUGGACUUGAUGCAGAGAAUUUUUAAGAAGUACCUGGACCAGUUUGUAGUGGUUUUCAUAGAUGAUAUCUUGAUCUACUCUAAGACUCGUGAGGAACAUGCUAAGCACCUAGAGGUGGUUUUGCAGACAUUAAGAGAGCAUAAACUAUAUGCCAAAUUCAGCAAGUGCGAGUUUUGGUUGACUGAGAUAUCUUUUCUAGGUCACAGAGUUUCUGAGGAUGGUAUUGCCGUGGACCCGGCAAAAGUGGAAGCCGUUAUGAAUUGGAAACAACCAGAAACUCCAACUGAAGUUAGAAGUUUCUUGGGUUUAGCAGGUUAUUAUAGGCGAUUUAUCCAGGAUUUCUCGAAAAUUGCAGGACCUAUGACUGAGCUAACCAAGAAAGGGGCUAAGUUUGUCUGGACCCCGAAGUGCGAGUCAAGUUUUCAGGAACUAAAGAAGCGGUUAACAUCCGCUCCCGUUUUGGUUCUACCUGAUGGAGGUGAAGGUUAUGCUGUAUAUUCCGAUGCUUCCAGAGAAGGUCUGGGAUGCGUUUUAAUGCAAAUGGGUAAGGUAGUUGCUUACGCUUCUAGGAAAUUGAAACCCCACGAGCAAAACUACCCAACUCAUGAUCUAGAACUAGCCGCAGUAAUUUUCGCCUUGAAGAAAUGGAGACACUACUUGUACGGCGUGACUUUUGAGGUUUUUACGGAUCAUAAGAGCCUCAAGUACUUGUUCUCCCAAAAGGAGCUGAAUUUGAGACAAAGGCGAUGGGUAGAAUUUCUGGAAGAUUAUGACUGCUCGAUUAAUUACCACCCAGGAAAAGCCAAUGUGGUGGCUGACGCUCUUAGUAGGAAGGCCCAAGUAGCAGGGUUAAUGGUAAAAGAGUGGGAUAUGUUAGAAGAAAUAAGUGGUUGGAACCCUCGCUUGGAGAAUUUGAAAGUUUUGUUAGGGAACCUAUCAUUGAAGUCACCGUUACUAGAGCGGAUUAAGGAAGCCCAGAAAACAGACCCUAUGAUUCGGAAGAAUUUGGAGAAAGUGCAAAAAGGGGAAACCCUAGACUUCAAGUUAGGAUCUGAAGGGGUAUUGAGGUUUCAAGAUCGAAUUGUGGUUCCGUCAGACGAAGAGUUAAGAAAAGAAAUUUUGGAAGAAUCACAUCGAUCAAAGUAUAUCAUACACCCAGGUGUGACCAAGAUGUAUCAUGAUGUAAAGGAAUUAUACUGGUGGGAAGGUUUGAAAAAGGACGUGGCCGCAUUUGUACAAAAAUGCUUAAUCUGCCAACAAGUAAAAGCUGAACAUCAAAAACCUUCUGGUUUAUUGCAGCCGUUAGAAAUCCCUGAAUGUAAAUGGGAACACAUAACAAUGGAUUUUGUAACGGGCUUACCUAAAAGUCAAAAAGGUUUUGAUGCAAUUUGGGUCAUAGUCGAUCGACUCACCAAGUCUGCACACUUCUUACCUGUAAGCAUGAGUUUCUCAUUGGAAAAAUUGGUCAAGUUGUACAUAGAAGAGAUCCUAAGGUUACAUGGUAUUCCAGUGAGCAUCGUGUCUGAUCGAGACCCAAGGUUUGUCUCGCGCUUCUGGCAGAAAUUUCAGGAUUCUUUGGGGACCAAGUUGAAGUUUAGUACUGCGUACCAUCCCCAAACAGACGGGCAGUCGGAAAGGACAAUUCAGACUUUGGAGGAUCUACUGAGGUCGUGUAUACUGGAUUUUGGAGGUAUGGAGAAUGGUAAUGGACACGCUAAUGGUAAUGGGGUACCUAAUGGACACAUAGAGCCCCUUAGGUCCAUCUCUUACAGACCACGAGGUGGAGGAGCCCAUAUAUGUUACACCCCAGCUGAUAGGCAUCCUCGGUGCCAGUGUAGGGCCAUGUAUGCCUACCCCAAUGAGCUAGUACUAUCCCUGGAUGAUGAGCGCCACCAUCUGAGGGACGCUAACUUCACCAUGACCCAGGAUGUAGAGGAGCUGAGUAUCAUGGUAGAUACCCAGUUCGAUCGUAUAGCCGAUUUGGAGGUUAGGCUAACUGCUGAGCAUCAUUUGCUGGAGGCUGCUCGCUUAGAGAUAGCACGUCAGAGGACGAGGGUGACCCGAUUGGCUGAGAGGAUUCGUGAUAGGAGCGUCGGUAUCAGGGCUGAUGCCGCGAUGAUGAUAGACGAGGCCACGAGCAUCCUUCAGAGUGUCGAGCAGGAGGACCCAGAGGAGGAUCCGGAGGAGGAUCCAGAGGAGGAUCCGGAGGAGGACAUAGCUCCCGAUAGCCCUGCGGAGGGAUAG